UUCCGUCGUGGGUGCAGCUAUUGACGGAUAGCAGCUAUGGGAAACGACGGAUGAAGCUGUUGAAAUACUGCUGGAGAAGCUAACGGCUGCUAGCAACUUGGAAACGACGAUCGAAGCUGAACAGCUACUGCCGAUACUAAAAGGCGGCACUACAUCAAAAAGCGACAUCAGUGUGUAAAGGAUAUCACCAAAUGGGCUCAGAAAACCACUGUCAGUGACUACAGUUCGUCGCUACAUCUCUUUGCUUUGACAUCAAGGCAUUGUACCUCUUCUGCUGCUCCAGGACCCCCCCAACCAGUCGUCUUUUCAGAGGGCAUCCCGAGAAGUUUUUCCUGAUCGGCCGACCAGCUGCCUUCUGGAGGUUGGUUUGGCUCCAAGACACCCGCAGCAGGCUGUGCCCCACUUACCUACAACGACUUUCUGCUGUGGACAUAAGUGUUGUUGGCUUGCAAACACCAUGUCUAAUCCCCCAUAUAACCCAUAUGGGAACCAAAGAAGACAGACAGGGGGAGACUUCCAACAGGUCUCCUCUGUACUGGGGACUGCAUCCAGUCUCGGCUCUCCUGCUGGUCCAUCGCAGACUUCUGUUAAGACUUUUCCAUUGCCAGUGCCCAACUAUCGGCCAAUGGAAAGAGCCAGUUUUAAUGAAGAUCUGCAGUGGUCCGUCGACACACAUGUUAGCAGAGCCAGACAAGAGGUGAGGCUUCAAGGUAAAGCAAUACACCAGCCAUCAGCUCAAGACACUCGCAGGCAAGAGUUCAUCUCAGUGAUUGGGAGGACGAGCUCCUACCAAAGCCUCAGCAGAAGUUCUGGCAACGAAAGCAGCACCAGUGGCGGCUCCUUAAACUGUUUGUCCAGCUACAGCCACGCCACAGCUGACAACUCUAUUCCAGGUUUAGAUAUUGACAGGCCAAACAUGGCCCAAACUGGGGCCUCUUAUGAGCGCACAAAGCCUAAAUAUACAUUCGAGUCAGCGACCAACAUUCUUUUGCAGUUUGGACUUGAAAAGGACGACUUGGAACAUCUUGUCGCCUACUCCGAAGACCAAAUCACCCCCGCCAACUUACCGUUUAUCCUGCGCCAAAUCCGCAUUCAGAAGAACAAAAAGGCCUCGGAUGCAGAUCGGCCCAAAGCAAUCCCUGAACCUGCGCUCACUUGUGGCUCAGGCGGUCUGACCAUUUGGGGUGGUUCAGGAAUGAUUGGGAUGGACCACAGGGAUGCAGCAUCUCCUGUUCUCCAGGCGAGUAAAGUCAUUGACUAUGGUCAUACACGCAAAUACACUUGCAGGAUUGGGGAGGAUGCUGCGAGCGUAGCUAAAGAAGCUGAGGACGACACUUUGUUGAUGAAUCAUAAUUUGGAUAGAGGCACUCGCACUCAAGAGCCGGCACAGCAGGUUGGAAAAAGUGCUUGCCAGGACCAGGCAAGAGCGGGAUCAUCUUUGAGCUCCAUACUGACUCAAAAAAGUAAUAUUGCAGUGAUAGCAGCACAGACCCAACCAAUGCAGACCCAAAAAUCCAUGUUCACUACUUUCUCUAAAGACAUUGGCAUGCGAGAUAAUCCAUCUGUAGCCCCUAAAGCCAGGCCUUUUGUACAGGCGGCGGCUGACCUCAAGCCUACCUUAAAACCACAACCGCUAUCCACUCAGUUUCGUGAUGUCCAUCCUAGCAGACCUGUCCUCUCUUCAGAUACUGCCACCAGUGAGCAGCCUAAAAGUCAAAGUUUAGCUGGUGCAAAGCAGGUCAAAAACCUUGAAACCGAGCAGCAACAGCAGAAGAAGAAUUUGGAGAAAGCACAGCCAACAAAAAAAGACAAUAAGCAGCAGGUUCUCAAAGACCAGGCCAAGCAGAAAUGCACGCAGCUACCCUUUCUGUUAAGAAAGCAGAUGUGUACGCCAAUUUCCAUGGCAAAGUCGCCACAUCUUCCCAUGCCGCCUGCGUUAUACAUUCCCAGCGUCAGCAUUGCCACGCUGCCUGUGUUCCCCGAGGGUCAAAGCGCCGGCGGCAAACCUCACCCCCAGACUCCCUCAGCGCAGACUGUGGUCUCAAAAGGUGGACCGACGACAUCGAUGGUGCAAGACUAUAGUGCGGUAACGCCCAGCGUGUUUCCACACACGUGUGUUCUGUGUAACAAAGAGUGCACGCUCAUUAAGGAUUGGAUCGCUCACCAAAAUACAACCCUUCACCUUGAGAACUGCAAAGUCUUUCAAAAGCAGUUUCCAAAUUGGGAUGGAGAGUUGCUUAGUGUCUCUGAUGAAAAAGGGCAGAAGACGUCCACGUCCACAUCACAGUCUCACCAUAAGAAAAGCCAGCGUAGGAGUCGCUCAUCUUCCUGUUCUCGCAGUCCUCGGCAUCGUCGCAGUUCGAACAACCAGAGAGACAAGAGGAGUGACUCCCGUUCGCCUCACAACUCCAGAUACAGUCGCAGGUCUCGUUCACGCUCGAGAAGCUAUGAGAGGCGCCACUCUCUGCCCAGAAGACAGGAACGGCACUCGUCUUCACCGAAGAAGAGCAGCAACAGACUGGCAUCUUCCCAUAGAAGCCGGGAUCGGUACUCAUCGCUGAGAAGCCGCGAGAGGAGGUCGUCGACGCCACCCCAGCGCAAUAAACCAUCGUCAUCCAAAAGAUACCGUGAGAGGCGAUCCCCAUCGCAGAGCCGGCGAAGCAAACGGUCGUCACCUAAAAUAGGUCGUGAGAGGCGAUCUUCAUCGCAUAGCCAGCGCAAUAAACGCUCAUCACCCAAAAGAAGCCACAAGAGGCGAUCCUCAUCGCAGAGCCAGGGAAGCAACAGCUCGUCACCAUCAAGAAGUCGUGAGAGGCAAUCCUCGUCGCCGGGCCAGCGCAAUAAACGCUCAUCACUCUAUAGAAGCCACGAGAGACGUUCUUCCCCCAGAAGGACCCAUGAAGCUAACGCAGAGAUACUUGCCAAAAAACUUAUGGAAUCAUCAGCUGUCCAGUCUUUGUCAAAGCAAUCCGACAUGGAGGCUGUGGUUAAAACUCUUGCCCCAGCCUUGUUGGCUGAACUAGCCAAAAUGAAGUCACCCCUUUCCAAAGGAGGCACCUCCUCUUCAAAGUCCACUGCAGCCGCAAAGAAAUCUGCUGCCUGCUCCUCAGCAGCAGCCAACAAAAAGGGCGCAAAAGCGACAGACAGCAUGCAAAAAGAUUCAUCUGCAAAGAAUAAGCCUGUUAAAACCUCUGCUCCAACCUUCGUGACGCUUGAAGGAAUUGUUCCGAAUCUUACUCAUGGUGACAUGGUGGCCACUGCUGAGCAGUACGGGAAAAUCAAAUCACUUGUUCUCAUUCGCGCCAAAUGGCAGGCAGUGGUUUGUUAUGAGAAAAGGGAAGAUGCAGAGAAAUUUCGGGACAUAAAAAACUUUGAACUGAAAGGAUUUCCAAUCACUGUAAUGGAAGAAAAGGGGACUCUCACUAAGAAGAAUCCUCAAAAAAAACCUGACGCCUCAAACAGUGUCGCUACCACUACCACAUCUAAAUCUGCUAGUAUCCCCUCUGCAAAACCUGCUGUACUUUCUGCAAAAAGGUUGGUUUCCAAAGCAAAGGAUGUCUCAUGCAAGCAGGUCACCAAGACGGUGAAAGGAGCUCAGAAGAAAGGUCCAGUAAAAAAAAAGUUUAAAACUACCUUCACUGUUAAGUCAGCUCAAGGGUCAAAGGUUAUUAGAGAAGCACCCAAAUGUGAAGCUCGAAAGAGUGUUGCAUCAGGAACUGCCCUUAAAAAAGAGGAGGAGCCAUCCAAAUGUAGAACUGCAGAAAUGCAACACAAUCUUAAGGUCUCGUCUAAGCUGAUUGCCACCAGAGAGCAAAACUUACAACCAAAAGUGGUCGAUGCGGGACCAGCAAGCGUGACAAAACCUCCAAGAGAUCAGACCACACAACCGGAAGCAGCCAAUGCUGGACCAGCAAGUGUUGCAAAACCUCCAAGAGAUCAGACCACACAACCGGAAGCAGCCAACGUUGGAAUAGCAAGCGUGACCAAACCUCUAAAAGACCAUACCACCACGGCCGAGACCGCAUCACCAGAAGUAGUUGAUGAUAGACGAACAAGAGUGAAAGAACCUCCAAAAGCGCUAACUACACAACCAGAAAUGGCCAAUGUUGCACCAGCAAGCAUGACAGAACCUCUAAGAGACCACACCGCAGAGGCCGAGACCACUCCACCAGAAGCAGCUGAUGUUGAAACGGCAAACUUGCCAUGUUCGCCAGAGCAAGCAGUGGCUCCAAAAUCCGAGUUUCCAGAACCAAUGGCAGUGGACACUUUCACAAAAACAGAGCCACAACCUGACAAAAGUGUGAAAAACCAGCAAAAUACCGAGCCCCUAGUGGAAUCAGCAGUUCCACCGGCGGCCCCCAAAAGGGAUUUACUAAUUAAUCGGCAAGGUGAAGCUGAUGGGGACGCAAAGCUAACACAAGCACGAGACAAAAAACAAGAACAGAAGCAAGGAGCAACAGCAUCCAAGACUCCACCUAAGGCAGCAGUGGUGCAGGAUGUGAUAUCAUCACACAGCGCUGAGGCUGCAGCCACACUCACCAUUGGAGAGAUGAUGGAACAACAUCUGCUUCUAAAAAGAAUCGUAUGCCUCAAAAUCAAAACCUGCAUUUCAGCAAGGUUUCUGUUACUCAACAAGAGGCAGUUGUUGAUCACGCACCUGCCCAUAUAUGAUGGUUCCUACAGUGAGGAAGACGUCGCCCGGUUGUUGGAACCCUUUGGAUUUUAUUAUUCGGACAAGAAAAUCCACGUUAUUCCUCAAACGUGCAUGGCGUUUGUUCAGAUGGAGAGAGCAAAGGAUGUUCAGGCUGCUUUCAUCGGCAGCAGGAACAAAACAUUUGCACUCGAAGGCUGUAGUAAUAAACUGCGACUGCAUGUGUUGGGUAAAAAUGUCUCCAUGUCGCCGAUUGGUUUUUACGCAUCGCUGAUGGCCAUAAUGAAUUCUCCUGUGAGUGACUUUACGUCCAGAACCAUCUUCAUCAAGAACAUCUCUCCAAGUGAGACUAUCAGCCUCCGGGAAGAUUUAAGGAAGAUAUUCUUUGUCAAAAACUUCCUGCCUCUCCUUAACAAGCUAUUUGUUGAGUUUGAGUCUGAUUGUGAUGCUGAUCGCUUCGGAGUGUGGUACUCUUUGCUGAAUCGGUGUCCUGCCUACCAUGUCCACAGGCUGUGGUGUCCUGAAAUAAAAUGCCCUGCUCCACUACCAAUGCUUCCUGAGAAAGCCAUGCCAGACAGCAGUGUGGCGGUUGCCGGGGCAACUCUUCCUACAUUAGAGUUCAGUGUUCCGGAGGGAAGCUACUCUCCAUUCUUGCUGACCAUACCACAGAAACCCUACCUGUUCCCAACAACGUCUUCCUGGUUUAGUAUCCCAGAGUUUCUGACUAUCAAAGACGAAGCUGACAUUUACGAGGCCGAGCGUCGAGGUGUGACAGCUCCAACGAUCAUGUUGACAGGUUUUAAUGCAAACUAUAGUUACGAGCGUGUGGCCAAGCUGGUGUGGCCAUAUAUUUCCCAGAAGGACCUUCAGUCUAGGUACUACAACGUAAUCGUGCUGCCAACCCAGAGGAGGAGCUUUGUGCAUUUCAGUGAAUGGAGCGCCUGCUGCCGAUUUCUCCACAGUCACUUAAAAAUGGAGGUGUGUGACCAAACCAAAAAACUCUCUGUGCACUUUGUCCUGUCACCCAUGUGUCCAGAAAGCAGCGAGGAGAACUUGUACAAAAGUCUGAUGCAGCUGAGCAAUGCUCGCGUUGGACAAGUGGAGACGUUGGCCGAGCGCCUGCUUUGUGUGAAUAUCUCCUGGAUCUGCGAGUACAUUGUUAAACUUGUAUUAGAUUUUGUCACAUCUCAUGCAGAUGUUGUCAACUUCUUGCCUCUGGAUAAUCGGAUAUGCAUCGAAAUGGCCGACACUACAGGCGUUAAGUGUGUGGAGGAGAAAUCCAAUGAUUUGUCAACAAAAUUGCGGUGUGAAGUUGAAGGCAUUGAGAGUGUAAAUACCUUGAAAAGGCGUCUGAUGGAUCACAGUGUGAUUACAUUGUGCCCUGAGACGGACAGGAAGAAAGUCAGCUUCCAGGGAGCCUCGGUGGGUCCUGAUGCUGCUCCCUGCUUUUUAAAAAGAAACAAUGCAGGGGUGGACUUUACUGAAGACCGCAUUCCUCCUUGGGCACUAUUUUGUGAACCUUUUAAAAUGGAUGACUUUGUUACUGUGGAUGAAGUUGGGGAGGAAAAAGCCAAAAUGAGUUCUACUGAGUUCUCCUCCAACCUGACUUCCAAACAAACCAACACCAGAACCACAAGAAGCUCGUCCAAAUGCAGCCCAUCUUCUCACUCAAUGUCUCAAAAAUCAAAGAGCUCCUUUAAGGCUGAAGAGUUUAAGGCUGAAUCUCAGAGAUGUUUGCAGGCUUUGUCUUCUUCUACUUGUAAAAAAGAUAGAAUGAUAACUGUCGCAACCAAGGAAAACUUUCAAGUGUUGGACAGCGUGAGCGAUGAAGAGAAACCUUCCUCAGAAGACCGGAGCCUCAAGGAGCUUAAUAUCUCUGGAGAUGGCGCUACUGAGGUCCAAGUAGCUCCAGAGCUGCAUCCCAUCAGCCAGUUUGAAAAUGACACAAAACAAAUUUGCAAGGAAGAGGAGACUUCUCCACAAGUUGACACACCCAGAAAUGUAGAUGAAGCAAACAAAUAUAUUUUCAUGUCUCCUCUAAAAGACAAAGGAGACAAACAGAAGAGAAACAAGAAAGAUGAUAAAGAGGUGAUAGCAGAAUCCUGUCAAACAAACAAAAACGACAAUGACAAACACCCUCGAGAUACCUCGGGUAGCCUGCUCUGUAAAAAAGACCCUAUGACUUCACUAGAAGAAGAAGAAGAAGCAGCAUACCAGGUGAUUGAGUCUGUGGAAGAGCAGCCAACUUCCACCAAGAAUAAGGCAGACCGUGAGCGUGGGGUGACUUCUUCAAGCAGAGCAUCCAAGAGAGAAGAACAUGAGUCUUCAAAAACGCAUCAGGCUAUAGUAAAGGACCCCACCACCUUUGGGCCUCCUAAAGCUGAGCAGAAGUACCAGGUUGUUGAUAAUAUCCAAGUUCAACAGUCAAGCAGCAGAUUGACACCAGAUAGGAGGAGGAGGAGCACCCGAGGGAAGAUCCAGGGUCCAACCAUAAAGGAUGAGGAGACUACUUUCCACAUCUUAGACUCUGUCGACACUGAGACAGUACAAGAAGAACCCAGCAUCACAACCAGAUCCAGCAGAGGAAAAAGAGGAAGGCCGCCAACGAAAGAUGCCCCGAGUGGGAAAAGAGGUCAUGGAGAAAUGACAACAACGAGGAAAAGGACGAGAACUUCACAGGAAACCACCAGAAAAGAAACACCAACCAAGAAAACUGAGCCUGUUCUCAAAGACAAACAGAAGAGUCCCCCAGCUACAAGAGGAAGGGGAAGACCUAAGAAAUCAGUCGAAACCACUAAAAGUGAAGAUGACUGCUUAGACGCUGGUGAGGUAGAAGAAGCCACAUUCACGGUCCUGGACUGUGUGGAAUACGAGAUGCUCCAUGAUGAAGGUCCAGCCAAAGAUGAUGGUGGUGAUGAUGAUGAGAAAGAGGGUAAAGAUGAGGCUGUGGGAACAUCACAACAUACUAAGCGCACUCGACCACACCACCAGCCAAGAUAUUUGUUUUCUUCCUCUUCAGAAGACAACACAACCUUGUUGACAGUGGAUAAGGUGGGAGAAGUUGUUGACAAAGCAUCCCUGCCCAACUGGAGAAGCACACUGAUCUCUGGUGAGCAUCAUCAGGAUGUCUCCUUAGAAAAGAAGGAACAAAAUGCUUGUGAUGAAGAGGAAGCAGUCACAUUCCAGGUCCGGGAUUCAGUGGAGGAAGAGCCCCUAUGUGAUCACAAUAGUCCUAAGAAGGAUAUGACUGACCACCAACAAGAGGAGGAAGAGUCAAAUGAGAUCAUGGAUUUUUCGAAUGAAUAUCCAGCUGAAAAAAAACCUUUAGAUGGUGAUGAUAAGGAGGACGAAGAUAAGGCUGGAGAAACAUCCUGCCAUGCAAAACACACUCAACACCACCAGACAAGACACCUUCUUUCUUCCUCUUCGAAAGACAACACAAACUUGGUGACGUUGGAUAAGGUGGGAGAGGUUGAUGACGAAGAAGCGUCCCCGCCCAAAUUGAGAGGCAGAGCCAAAAAAAGUAGACUGACUUCUGGUGCGCAUCAUCAUUAUGCUACCUUACAACAGAAGGAAGAAUGCACUGGCGAUGAAGAAGAAGCCACAUUCCAGGUCCUAGAUUCUGUAGAGGAAGAGACGCUCUAUGAUCACAAAAGUCCAAAGGAGGACAUUCUUGACAAUCGACAUGAGAAGGAAGGUGUGUAUCGAGUUGUAGAUUGUAUGAAUGAAGAUCCAUCCAAGAAACAGCCUUUAAAUGGUGGUGAUGAUGAGAAAAAGGCCAAAGAUAAAGCUGGGGAAACAUCACAACAUACUAAACGCACUCGACAAAAACGCCAGACAAGACCCCCUUUCUCUUCCUCUUCUGAAGAUGAUACAAGCUUGGUAAAAUUUGAUAAGGUGGGAGAGGUAGAUGAAGAAGCAUCCCUGCCCAACAGAAAAGGAAGAGCCAAAACGAGAAGCAGAAUGACUUCUGGUGAGCAUCGUCGUGAUGUGUCCUUAGAAGAGAAAGAACAAAAUGCUGGUGAUGAAGAAGAGGCCACAUUCCAGGUCCUGGAUUCUGUGGAGGAAGAGACGCUCCAUGAUCACAAUAGUCCAAAGUCCACUGACAACCCACUUGAGCAAGAGUACAACGCUAUGGAUUGUUUGAAUGAAGGUUCUGCUGAAGUAGAGCUUUUAGAUGGUGAUGAAAAGGAGAGUCAAUAUGAAGGUGUGGAAACAUCACAAUGUACUAAGCGCACUCGACAGGGUCGCCAGAAAAAAAAAACAAGCUUAGUCACUCAGGACAAGGUGGGAGAGGUUGAACGGGUAGAGCCUGAUGAAGUAGCCAACUGGAGAGGCAGAGCCAAGAAAAGGAGCAGACUGACCUCUGGUGAGCAUCAUCAUGAUGCUUCCUUAGAAAAAGAACAAAAUGCUGGCGAUGAAGAAGAGGCCACAUUCCAGGUCCUAGAUUCUGUGGAGGACGAGACGCUUCAUGAUCACAAUAGUCCAAAGAAGGAUAUGACUGACGACCAACUUGAGAAAGAAACAACAAAUAAUAUGGAUUCUUUGAAUGAAGGUCCAGCUGAAAGAGAGCCUUCAGGUGGUGAUGAAAAGGACAUUCAAGAUGAAGAUGUGGAAACAUCACAAUGUACUAAGCGUACUCGUCGAGGACGCCAGAAAAAACCCACAAGCUUAGUGACUCAGGACAAGGUGGGAGAGGUUGAACAGGCAGAGCCUGAAGAAGUCUCCAAAUGGAAAGGCAGAGCCAAAAAGAGAAGUAGACCGACCUCUGGUGAGCAUCAUCAUGAUGCCUCCUUAGAAAAGAAAGAACAAAAUGCUGUCAAUGAAGAAGAGGCCACAUUCCAGGUCCUUGAUUCUGUAGAGGAUGAGACACUGCAUGAUCACAAUAGUCCAAAGGAGAAUAUGACUGACAACCAACUUGAGGAGGUAGAGACAAGUAAUAUGGAUUCUUUGAAUGAAGGUCCAGCUCAACGAGAGCCUUUAGAUGGUAAUGAGAAGGAGAUUCAAGAUGAUGUGGAAUCAUCACAACCUACUAAGCAGACUCGACAAGGACGCCAGAAAAGACACACAAGCUUAGUGACAAAGGACAAGGUGGGAGAGGUUGAACGGGUAGAGUCUGAUGAAGUAGCCAACUGGAGAGGCAGAGCCAAGAAAAAGAGCAGACUGACCUCUGGUGAGCAUCAUCAUGAUGCUUCCUUAGAAAAAGAACAAAAUGCUGGCGAUGAAGAAGAGGCCACAUUCCAGGUCCUAGAUUCUGUGGAGGACGAGACGCUUCAUGAUCACAAUAGUCCAAAGAAGGAUAUGACUGACAACCAACUUGAGAAGGAAAAGACAAAUAAUAUGGAUUCUUUGAAUGAAGGUUCAGCUGAAGUAGAGCCUUUAGGUGGUGAUGAAAAGGACAUUCAAGAUGAAGAUGUGGAAACAUCACAAUGUACUAAGCGCACUCGUGUAGGACGCCAAAAAAAACACACAAGCUUAGUGACUCAAGACAAGGUGGGAGAGGUUGAACAGGCAGAGCCUGAAGAAGUGCCCAAAUGGAAAGGCAGAGCCAAAAAGAGAAGUAGACCGACCUCUGGUGAGCAUCAUCAUGAUGCCUCCUUAGAAAAGAAAGAACAAAAUGCUGUCAAUGAAGAAGAGGCCACAUUCCAGGUCCUUGAUUCUGUAGAGGAUGAGACGCUUCAUGAUCACAAUAGUCCAAAGGAGAAUAUGACUGACAACCAACUUGAGGAGGUAGAGACAAGUAAUAUGGAUUCUUUGAAUGAAGGUCCAGCUCAAGGAGAGCCUUUAGAAGGUAAUGAGAAGGAGAUUCAAGAUGAUGUGGAAACAUCACAACCUACUAAGCACACUCGACAAGGACGCCCGAAAAGACACACGAGUUUAGUGACAAAGGACAAGGUAAGAGAGGUUGAACAGGUGGAGCCUGAAGAAGUGCCCCCGCAUAACUGGAGAGGUAGAGCCAAAAAAAACAGACAGACUUCUGGUGAGCAUCAUCAGGAUGUCUCUUUAGAAAAGCAGGAACAAGAUGCUGGUAAUGAAGAAGAGACCACAUUCCAGGUCCUUGAUUCUGUAGAGGAAGAGACGGUCCAUGAUCACAAUAGUCCAAAGGAGGAGGACAUAAAUGACAGCCAACAUGAGGAGAAAGGCACAUCUGGAGUUGUAGAUUGUUUUAAUGAAAAAGUGUGUGGCAGCAUUAAGGAAGAACCUAGUGAGGACAUCAUCUCUGUCAGCACAUGUGGAAAAGUCAAACUGGAAACUGACGUGAAAGAGAAAGACAAGCCCAAACUAAUGCACCCUAACAAAGACAGCAGCGUUUGGAAGCUCGACCAAGUGAGCGAGGAAGAGGAUAAUUUUUCUGACGACAUGGCCGAGGAGGAGGAGCUGAAGAGGCGAGCAAGGGUGCGAGAGCUGAGCCCAGAUGUAGUAGAGGAGAUGACCGUGGGAACAGAGGAAAGGGAGCCAAGUGAAGGAAGUAAGGAUAAAGAAGAGUUGCUCACUCUGGAUGACAUUUCUGACGGGGAGCUACAAACUCUGGUCACUCUGGAUGAGAUUGUAAUGGAGGAAGAAAAAAAGGUUCAACAAAAGACACACACUCCCCGCCAACAUAGCGAGGAAGAUCAAUCAGAGGACUGUCUGAACGAUCAGACUUCGCUGACUUUAGACGGAGCAGGCGGUGAAGAUGAUGAUGACGACGAGGACAACGACAAAAACACAGAGGCCAACACGGCCUUUGUGACGCUGGAUCAGGUGGGACAGGUUGAAGAGGCACAGUCGGAAGACAUGACCCCGCCCAGCUGGAAGAGACGCAGACAGAGUCCUGAGGGGAGCACAAACAGAGGGAUGGAAGCGGUCUUAAAAGACCAUCCAGCUACCUCCUCGCCAAGCGUCCACCAGGACAAAGAGAGGGAGGAGGACUUUAGACAGACUACAAUUGGGAGCAAAUGGGAGGCGGACAUUAUUGCUACAGAAACAAAGCGAGCACGUUCUCUGUCUCCAUAUGUUUCAACAAACUUUAAACUGCCAGCGUUCAAACCCAACAACCCUCUCGGUACAGAGUUUGUGGUGCCCAAACAUGGUUAUUUCUGUGAACUUUGCUCCAUUUUCUACCUAAAAGAGAGCACAGCCAAAGAAAAGCACUGCAGCAGUGAGAAACACUACAACAACCUGAAGAAAUAUCAGCGUGAGCAGAAAUCGAGCGCAUCAACCCAAGGCUCCAUCUCUGACUGAGUUUCGAAAAAGGCCGCCAUUUUGGCGUCGUCGUCGUUUACUGUGAUUGAAAAUGUGUUUGUCUUACCUAAUUUACACAGUGAAGUAUCACUUUACACUUACUUUAGCCAGAGAUUUGUCAAAUCAUUAAAAAUGUACUCAAACAGAA
Molecule: messenger RNA, 12023 nt
Organism: Nerophis lumbriciformis (worm pipefish)
Lineage: Eukaryota; Metazoa; Chordata; Actinopteri; Syngnathiformes; Syngnathidae
Cellular component (GO): nucleus
Molecular function (GO): zinc ion binding; RNA binding
Source: RefSeq, a predicted model, not a curated record